CCGUCAUCAUCAAUAUCAAAACCAUCGGGUUAGUUAACUUUUUGCAUUUCAUCUGAAUAUUUGAUCGGAGAUGACUGACGUUGCCGGAGAAGCUCCCGUGCCCGCUACCACCGUGGAAAAGCCGCUGGAGGAGGUGAAGGCGGCGAAGGCGGCGAAGGAGAAGAAAACUAAGGCUCCGAAAGAGAAGAAGCCGAAACAGGCUAAAACUGCUGCGCAUCCUCCAUAUUUUCAGAUGAUUAAGGAGGCUUUGGUGGCGCUGAACGAGAAAGGAGGAUCGAGCCCUUAUGCUAUAGCGAAGUACAUGGAGGAGAAGCACAAGUCGGUGCUCCCCGCGAAUUUCAAGAAGAUUCUAGGUCUGCAAUUGAAGAACCAAGCCGCGAGAGGAAAACUCGUGAAGAUCAAGGCCUCGUACAAGCUAUCCGAAACCGCAAAGAAAGAGAAGGAGACGAAGGCCAACGCUGAGAAGAAAGAAUCGCGUCCGAAACGUAGCAGUAGAGCAACCACCGCUGCUCCGACGAGCAAGAAAACUGAGGCGGUUAAAAAGGCCGGAAAGAAGGCUGGGCCGAAGAAGACUAAGAAGGUGUCGACUCCCGCGAAGCCCAAACAGCCCAGGUCCAUUCGGUCUCCGUCCAAGAGGGCCCGGAAGGCCACCGUUACUGCCGCUUGAUGUUUGAUAUUUUCCUUUUCUUAGUGAAAGUCUGUAACUGCAUAUAUAGUAGAUAAAAAAAGUUGUGUUGGGUAACUUGCUGCAAAAGCUUGAAGAGAGUCUGUAAGUAUAGAAUGGUUUAAGGGUUAUGUAGUGUUCUCUGUGAUCAAAUGAGGAUCAGUAUUACUGUUUUCAA
Molecule: messenger RNA, 842 nt
Organism: Vigna angularis (adzuki bean)
Lineage: Eukaryota; Viridiplantae; Streptophyta; Magnoliopsida; Fabales; Fabaceae
Product: histone H1
Exons: 2
Coding region: 71-667 (198 amino acids)
Biological process (GO): chromosome condensation; nucleosome assembly; negative regulation of DNA recombination
Cellular component (GO): nucleus; nucleosome
Molecular function (GO): nucleosomal DNA binding; double-stranded DNA binding; structural constituent of chromatin
Source: RefSeq, a predicted model, not a curated record